AGUAUUCGCAUUGCAACUUGUAAUUUCAAUAGAAAAAUGGAUAAGGCAGACAAUGAUGUGGAGGCAGCAUCUUCAUCGUCCAACGAUGACAGCGAAGAAGAUGCCGAUGCGGACAUUGAGGAAAGUCCCCGUGGACGCAAAAGUGUUAGCUCCAUCAUCGAGAUGGCCAUAAAAACCGAACAAGAAGCGUCCAAGGCCAACAACAUCAACAAGGCCAAAACCCAAAGAGAGGAUGAGCAAAAGGCGCAGGAGUUAAGUCGUCUGCCGCCGCCUGCUUUGGCCAUCUACUUGGAAGAACUGGAAGCGGAGCUUUAUGAGCUCAGCCAGCGUGAGGCGAGGGAGUUGUCACGAAGCAAACAGUUGCGCAUCUUUGGCAGCAAUCGACGACGUCCCAGCAAGUAGUAGUGGACAUGUAAAUCAGCUUAGCGUGUGUGUUUGAAUGAUAUCAAAUAAAUGGCCAUCAAUGAAAGUGAAUGCGAAUGUGUAACU
Drosophila albomicans is the source of this 489-nucleotide messenger RNA. RefSeq lists its product as uncharacterized. Bases 37 to 402 code for a protein of 121 amino acids. NCBI's taxonomy places the organism in Eukaryota, Metazoa, Arthropoda, Insecta, Diptera, Drosophilidae. The record is from RefSeq and is a predicted model, not a curated record. Gene Ontology annotation, cellular component: DRM complex. Gene Ontology annotation, biological process: regulation of DNA-templated transcription. The transcript has 2 exons.